Molecule: messenger RNA, 1676 nt
Organism: Scylla paramamosain (green mud crab)
Lineage: Eukaryota; Metazoa; Arthropoda; Malacostraca; Decapoda; Portunidae
Exons: 4
Coding region: 154-774 (206 amino acids)
Source: RefSeq, a predicted model, not a curated record
AGGUGGGAGGCGAGGCGAGAGAAGUUGGGAGUUGAGUGGUACGCCAGUGUGAUUCUGCCUAGCAAGGGUUUGGUACUGCCUGCUGACGCGCUGUUCCACGCACGUCACAGCCACACUCUCAGCUCUGUCCCGCGCACACAGGCAAAAGAAAAGAUGUCACGAGACUUCGGGCCCGAGACUGGCACCAUCACCAUUGGCACCACAUUUCCAACCUACGAGGUGGAGGUUAACGGCACCACAGUCACGGUCGCCCUGUCCACCAUCACCCUUGGGCUUGUGUUCUAUCUCCCCAACUUAUUCGGGGAGAGCCCAGGGAAUGCUCGUGCCCUGCCCUUCUCUGCGUCCCCUAGGAGCAUCCAGCAGGACCAGAGGGAGCUGCUGGGACAGAUAGAGGAGAGCAUGGUGGCAGCAGGGAUGGACGGGCAUGCCUGCGUCUUGCGGUUCAUUUGUGAGAUGCAGGCUAAUAGAUUCUCCCACUCCUCCAUCUUCGGCGAGGUGCUCAGUCUGAUCUUCACACCCAAGGCCGGAGGGGACGCCUCGGUACUAAAAGACUAUAUAGAAGCUGAGAUGGCGGGACAGUCUCUGCAAGAAGCCACCCAGAGGGAGCCCAGCGCAGGCCAAACACUACAGGUCCCGACGUGCGCCCAGCGUUACCCCAGCUGCCCCGUGUCAGUGUUCGCUGCCCUCAGGCGCCUGCAACCACGCACUGACUCUGGCCACUCCACGCGUGAAGACAGACCUCAGUCUUUCGCCAGUAAUGCGGGGGGAGGAUAGUGCGAUGUAGGAUGGUGAUGGUGGUGAUGAUAAUAAUAGUAAUGAUAAUAAUAAUGAUAAUAAUAAUAAUAAUAAUAAUAAUAAUAAUAAUAAUAAUAAUAAUAAUAAUAAUAAUAAUUACGAUAGUCAUAGUAACAACAUUAGAAAAUUUUAAAAUAAAUUGCACACUAAAGCAAACUAGUAACAUAGGGAAUAUGAAAUUUUGAUUCUGAUUCUGAUUCUCUCUCUCUCUCUCUCUCUCUCUCUCUCUCUCUCUCUCUCUCUCUCUCUCUCUCUCUCUCUCUCUCUCUCUCUCUCUCUCUCUCUUCUCUCUCUCUUCAACGAUAUAUAAGUACAUCUAAAUCAUUGUGUACCAAGGACAAAAUAAUAAUAAUAAUAAUAAUAAUAAUAAUAAUAAUAAUAAUAAUAAUAAUAAUAAUAAUAAUAACACUCACCUGUCUACCAGAAAUUACACUUUCAUGGCAUUACUGUUGAGUCUUAGUUAAGCUUGUACUUUUAUAGAAAUUGAAGUGAAUAUCCUUCUGCAUUCUAUUUAUUUAUUUUUCAUUGUUGCAUUUAUUUAUCUGUUUAUUUAUUUAUUUAUUUAAUUUUGUGUGUGUGAGAGAGAGAGAGAGAGAGAGAGAGAGAGAGAGAGAGAGAGAGAGAGAGAGAGAGAGAGAUUCAUUACGCUUGCUGCAAACGUCUUUAUAAAUAAGGCAGCGGUGAGGUGAAUGUUUGUAUGCAUAAUAUUAAACAGAAAAUUAUUGUGUACAUGUUUAAUUAUUUGUUCUCAUAACCCAAAGACUUGAAGCGGUGAAAAUAACUUGUGCAUAUAUGUUUACUGAAAUCAUUAUUAUUGUGAGUUGAAGUAACGGGUGACGAACACAUGUAAAGACUAAAAUAUCAAUAAACUAUCACGUAUU